AUAAUUUACCACUGCUUAUCACAUCGCAAUUAUCUUUAACCAGAUCGCGUCGUCAUUAACAUCUCUAUUAUCACUCCGAGAUAAUAUUCACUUUCACGCCGGAUUUCACGUCAUCCGUGGUACUAAGCUUCUUAUUUUUGUGGAGAUUGAAGAUUUUCCGCUCGAGGGUUGCUCCUGAGCCUCCUUAAAAAGCUGCCUUGGAUGAAUUUUUGUCAACUUCUUUUUGUACCAGUUUGUUUGAUCAUUUUUCCUCAUUCUCUUCAAUCCAAAUCCAUCGUUUCUUCGUUAUUUCCUUUGAUUGAUAGCCGUUCUAGAUUUUCUUCUUAUCCAGUCGUUCUUACAAAAGUACUAUUUGAUUUCGUAGCUAUCUGGCUUGCUUGUAUCACAAACAUAUCUAAAUUAGCGCCGUGAUAAACCUCAACAAAAUGUGUCGUUCUAACUUAUCCACUUUGGCAACCUUCGCAGGAGCCCUGAUGUUUUUAAACUUUCAAUCCGUCUUCGCUCACGUUUACAUAAAGUCUUGGAAGUCUACCACCGAGAACAAUUUUCAACUCGCACAAAAACAACCUGCCUCGAAAACGGCUUAUCGCGAUGCUUCAGGAAAUAUCGGCUGGAUCGGAAGCAACUUCCUUUCGGGCGAUCGAGCAAUUGUCUGCGGAGCUUCUCAGACACCAUAUGCACGCGUAGCCUCGCCGGGUGGAAAGUACUUCUCCGAUGCUUCCGAAGCUGUUGGCCAAACUCUCAAUGUCAGCGCUGGAGGAAAAAUCACAUUGGUCGCGGCGGGUGACGCUGGAAAAGGUUUCCCUCAUCCUAAGGGUCAUAUCCAAGCCUAUCUGGGCUACUGCGGCGCAUCCAGUACCGCUUGCCAAAAAUUUGAUGCUUCCUCGGCAUAUUAUUUCAAAAUCCAAGAGGUGAAGAACGGAGUUCAAGAAAAGUUGCGUCCGGCAAUGAACUACGAUCUCGAUGGGAACUUAUGGGAAGUUCCAAUUCCGUCUGAUGUCCCUCAAGGAAGCUACAUCUUUAGAUUUGAAAUAAUUGCCUUUGAUCAAUCCAACGAGUCGGAAGGACAUCAGGAUCAAUAUUAUCCAUCUUGUGGUCAGAUCUAUGUGACUUCAAAUGUUCAGACCAAAACUCUCAAAAGCUUCUCGGCAGUCAGGUUUCCUGGUGCAUACCAAAAUGGCAACAUCAAGCAAGCAUCCGCCCCCGGCCCUGCGGUUAUCCAACAGGGAUCUUCAUACGCGGUUGUGGAGACUAGCUCAAAUGGUGUUCUCAAAGCCAAGUCCAUGGCCAUCAAGUCCACCAAUGCUACGGAGACGUCUGCUACUUCGACAUCACAGGAUACGGACGACACAGUGGACUCUGCCAACUCGACCUCCUCAUCGUCAAAAUCAGAGAAUGUUAGCGAUCAAACUAAAUCCAACAGUUCAAGCACUCAAGGUUCAACUGGAAUCUGUUUAUCACAGCUGAUUCCCUCCUGUGCGAAGAUGUGUCUUGCUAAAAAACACGAGGAAGCAUCCUCUUUGGCGGCUGGUUGUUCAGUUACGGAUGGAAAAUGUCUUUGUUCGGCGCGAAACUUCGUUCAGGCUUACGAAAACUGUGCUCGAGACCAUUGUGCUGCCGGAGCGGAAUUGACCUCGGCAGUUUCUGCGUUCACAUCACAAUGCAAGACAUUGACUAAACAGAAUUCUGGAUCUCACGCGUCCUCCACUCGUCGCCAUCGUCGUCACCACCCGUACUCUUCGGGACCUUCUGCCAGACCUCAUCGCAGAUGAUUGAAUCUAGGGUUGACCGGUUUCUCUUUGAAAGUGUUCAUUGAGAACGAGUUUCGAUUUUCGAUUUUCUAAACUUUCUACUAUUCAUAUCUAUGAACAAUUCGCGCUGUACCAAUCACCUCGUUGUAUCACUGUGGGACUUCGGUACCCCUUUGAAUUUGCUUAUUUUGUAUCAAGAAGCUGGAUGCUUUUGUAUUUGGGUUGAUUCCUUGAAAAUGGUUUUUUAUUCCAGUUGUCUGUAACUAUGUGUAACUCUUCCCUAUUUGUGUGCGACUGGUUUGCUUUAUGAAGUCAAUGUAUAUAUAUCUCAAACUUCCCUCAAAAACGAUGAGUGAGGAACUUGACCUUUUUGUUGUUCGUAUUGCAAGAACGCUACCAGGUCCCACCGACCUCUCAACUC
Molecule: messenger RNA, 2172 nt
Organism: Melampsora larici-populina 98AG31
Lineage: Eukaryota; Fungi; Basidiomycota; Pucciniomycetes; Pucciniales; Melampsoraceae
Exons: 4
Coding region: 426-1772 (448 amino acids)
Source: RefSeq, a predicted model, not a curated record